AUGUCUGCGAUAGUUGACACGGAUAUUCUGAUCGUGGGCGCAGGCCCUUCUGGCACCGCCCUCGCAUCCUUUUUGGGUCAGAAUGGAAUGAGAGGCCUCGUCAUUUCCAAGGACCCGCAUACAGCUUACACGCCUCGAGCUCAUGGGUUCAACCCUUUUGCGCUAGAGUGUCUCCGGGAUAUUAAUCUGGAGGAUGAGGUGCUUCGGCUGGCCAUUCGCGAGCCUUUCAUCCUUUCACCACGCUUUGCACAGAGCUUCGUUGGAGAAGAAUACGGACGACUCGCCUCAUGGGAGGAGAACCCUAAGUCUUUAGGAAGACGAAAAGAGACAACGCCUUGCGAAUACGUGGACUUGUCACAGCGCCACUUGGAGCCUCUUCUUUUGCGCUUUGCAUCUCAUAACGGCUUCAACAUUCGAUUUUCAGCUGAGAUUCUCAACGUUGAGAUCAUAUCAAGUCAGACAGCCAAACCCGCUUAUGUCUGCACAGUCUACGAUCAUAUCAUCAAGCAAGAGUUCAAGGUUCGCACAAAGUAUCUCCUCGGAGCUGAUGGGGCGCGCAGCCAGAUAGCGCGUCAAUUCGGCUUCAAGUUCCUUACUCAAAGCCCAGGCCCAAAGGCAUGCAACGUCUUGUUUCGUGCAGACCUUGCAAGGCACUUGACGAAAUCGCGUCUCGGUGGAAUACACUGGAUCAUACAACCCGACCGUACCCUCUUCCCCGGCGUCGUUGCCCAUCUUCGAGCUGUUCGGCCUUGGAAUGAGUGGGUGCUGGUGGCGUUUGGUCCCCAGGGCGGUGACCCCUUUGAGGGCAUGACGGCUCAGAGCCCUGAGCUUGUAUAUUUGAUUCGACAGCUUGUGGGGGAUGGUUCGCUUGAUGUUGAGAUCUUAACUCUUGACGCUUGGACUGUGCGCGAACUCGUCGCGGAGACGUACUCCAAAGAUGAUCAAAGCUUGUUCCUACUGGGUGAUGCAGCCCACAGACAUCCGCCAACUUUCGGUCUCGGAAGCAAUACUUGCAUCCAAGACGCGUACAACCUGGCUUGGAAGGUAGCCUAUGUAUCAAAGGGUUGGGCUGGCCCAGGUCUAUUAGCCUCAUACAGUCAAGAGAGACAGCCAGUCGGUGCGGACCUGGUUCGAGAGAGCAAUAAGCAUAUACGAAAGAACGCAGAGCUCUUCCGUGUAUUUGGAAUGAUGGCCCCGUCUGCCGAUGGCACGAAGCAAGUGGAUCAACUAUCGCAUGCGACGCAGGAGGGUUCAGCACGACGGGCCGAUCUCUAUGCCGCGCUGGAAGACAAGAAACAAGAGUUUGAGAGUCUUGGCUUGGCCCACAAUCAUUUUUAUGUAUCCAAGGCAGUGUACCUAGACGAUGAGACUGGCCCAAGACCAGUGUUGGAAGGUGACCCGGUCGUGGAGGUUCAGAUCAGCACCUAUCCCGGCAGCAGAUUGCCUCACGCGUGGAUUGACAAGCCAAACCGCCUGAACAUGAUAUCGACGUUGGAUUUGGCUGGAAAAGGGUCCUUUUGUUUAUUGGUUGGCGUGGAUGGUAGUGCUUGGAGAAAGGCGGUUGAGGCCAUCACGACUGCCACUGGUAUUCCAAUCAAUGUUUUCGGCAUCGGGCCAGGUCAGGAGUACAUUGAUGUUUAUAGGCAUUGGUAUGAGAAGAAGGGUGUUAGCGAUAGUGGAUGUGUUCUCGUUCGGCCAGAUCGAUUUGUCGCGUGGAGGUCUGUUGGCAAGUCUGUGGACUGUGAGCAAAAGUUAGAGGAGGUUCUGAGGAGCAUUCUGUGCAGGGAGGGGUUAUAA
Fusarium musae is the source of this 1797-nucleotide messenger RNA. RefSeq lists its product as uncharacterized. Bases 1 to 1797 code for a protein of 598 amino acids. The record is from RefSeq and is a predicted model, not a curated record. NCBI's taxonomy places the organism in Eukaryota, Fungi, Ascomycota, Sordariomycetes, Hypocreales, Nectriaceae. The transcript has 4 exons. Gene Ontology annotation, molecular function: FAD binding.